AUGGCAACGGAAGUCGCCAACCAUCGUCGCGAGAGUGGCGGCAACACUACGACAACAACGACGACGGCUCCUACGACACGCGGCAUGAACUUGGGUUCGAGUGCUGGCCGUCGCAAUCAAAUGGCUUCGCAACAAUCGUUUCGCGUCCAAGCAUUAGUGGGACGUCAUGGCGAUGCACCAUUCCAAGGUUCCUCCAUGGCACUCAUGUCCAUGCGAAGUGGCAAGAGUAUCAAUUCCACCGGCAGUGGUUUUCGAGUGCCGCGGACGCACAAUGCGAGUUCGAGACGAUUGUUGAAUCUCAGUUUUCACGGCAGUACGUCGCACAUGAAUGCUGGCGGGCAUCCAUAUGGUCAUGGCAGCAGUAUUACCGGCAGCAUUCCCGAUUUUACCAAUUCCAUUCGGAUUGAUGAUUUGGGUGGUAUGGACGAUGACUCGAAUAUGAUGAUGUCGCACGGCUCACUCUCCCAGUCGCACUCGUCGAAACAAUGGGCGCAACAAAGUGUCAAAUUUCGAGCGCAACAAUUCGUCGCUACCAAUGUCGAUUCUUCCAUCGAGGCGCACUAUACGAUUGGAGACUUGCUCGGUGAAGGAGGAUUCGGGGAAGUCUAUGCGUGUGUCGACAAACAAACGGGAGAACCGCGGGCUGUCAAAGUGGUUGGCAAGCAUGCCAAAAAGGAAGACAACGACAAGGUUAUUGCCGAAUUUGAUAUUGUCAAGAAUCUCGAUCAUCCCAAUAUAUUGAAGUUGUAUGCAUUGUUUGAAUCGGAGACACACUUUUUUCUCGUCACGGAUAUCUACGCCGGUGGUGAACUCUAUGAUGAAUUGGAAGAAUUUGGACGCUUCAAUGAAGACGAUGCCGCGUUGCUCAUGAACAAUGUACUCUCGUGCCUCAAUUAUUGUCACAAGAAUAAACGAUUGGCGCAUCGUGAUUUGAAACCAGAGAACAUUUUGCUCGAGGAAAACAAGAAUUUUGAAGAUUUGAAAAUCAUCGACUUUGGUCUCGCCGCGUAUGGGGAUCGAUUCACCGAAUUGGAGGGAUCGACCUAUUACAUGAGUCCCCAAGUCAUUCAAGGCAAUUACGAUUGCAAAUGUGAUAUUUGGAGUUGCGGCGUGAUUGCCUACGUUUGCUUGGCCGGAUUUGCUCCUUUUGAUGGUGCCGACGAACAAGAUGUCGUGCAAUCCAUUCUCUGUGGACGAGUCGACUUUGAAGAUGCCAGCUGGGACGAUGUUUCGGAAAAUGCCAUGGACUUUAUUGCUUACUUGUUGGCGUACGAAGAAGACAAUCGACCUACGGCCGAACAAGCCUUACAGCAUCCCUGGUUGCAACAGAUUCGACAACGACGGGACAUUCAUUGUCAAAAACGACGAGAAUCCACACGCAUGUCUUUAGGAAAUUUGCAAUCGUUCCAAGCCAAUUCCAAACUCAAACAAUGCGUCUGCUCGCUCAUUGCAUCGCAAUUCCUCAAGAAACAAGAAAAGGAAGAAAUUGACAAUGUCUUUCGAAGUCUCGAUCACGAUUGCGACGGGAAACUCACACGACAAGAUGUCGAAACCAGUUACAAGGAAUUCUUUGGACAUGCACUCAGUGAUGCCGAUUUGAAUUCCAUGUUUGAGCAAGUCAACUUUUCAGGAUCGGGGGCAAUCGAAUACUCGGAGUUCGUCGUGGCGUCGCUGAUGGAAAAGAAUCUCAUUGACGACUUUAAACUCAUGGCCGCAUUCAAAAUAUUCGACAAGGAAAACAAGGGAUACAUCUCAGUCGACAACCUCAAAGAAGUACUUUCCUUGGACGAUGACAUGGAAGGAUACAUCCUCAAUGUCAUUGUACGACAAGUCGAUGACAAUGGAGAUGGAAAAAUAUCUUUUGACGAAUUCAAAGACAUGAUGUUUAGCACGGCCGUCAUUCCACCCAAACCAUCCUCUUCCAGACGAGCCGCCCGGUUACGCAACAGCAGUAGCAGCAUCAACAACAACAAGCCACAUUAUCACAGUAGCACCAGCACUGGUACCAGCGGGACAUCCAUUCGCAACAAGGUCGUCAGUCGAGCCAAUCGUAGUACCUGCAGCAGUACCCUGUCGGUCGAAUCAUUCUCCAUGGCAUCGUCGGUAGCACUGACCAUUACCGAAGAUGUAUUUGAAGAAGAAAAUACAGCCCAACGGAGAGAACGGGAACAUCGACGACGACGGGAAGAAGCAGAAUUGUUGGGGGAGAAUUACGAUGACAACAUGAGCGUCUCCAAUGCGAGCUUUCGACAUGUCUUGAACAUGUUUGACGAAAAGAACAAAAAGGCAGCACCGUCGUCAUGA
Messenger RNA from Seminavis robusta, 2304 nucleotides. NCBI's taxonomy places the organism in Eukaryota, Bacillariophyta, Bacillariophyceae, Naviculales, Naviculaceae. The record is from the annotation of a GenBank genome assembly.